Cataglyphis hispanica is the source of this 449-nucleotide messenger RNA. RefSeq lists its product as uncharacterized. The transcript has 4 exons. NCBI's taxonomy places the organism in Eukaryota, Metazoa, Arthropoda, Insecta, Hymenoptera, Formicidae. Bases 1 to 441 code for a protein of 146 amino acids. The record is from RefSeq and is a predicted model, not a curated record.
AUGAUAACUUUGGCAAGUAUCGGCGUAAUACUAUCAAUAUGUUUGCUAUUCUUGUGGAUAAUCUGCUGCGCUAAGAAAUUCUGCAUAAAGAAGAUAGCUAGUAUUAUAUUUAAAAACGCAUUUGAACAAGAGAAUCCUAUAGAAGAGCAAUCGUUAAUUAAGGAAGUAAGUGAAAACCAAGAUCAGCAAUCGGAUAAUGAAUACAAAGCUAAGAAAAAAAAGAGAAAGUUUUAUCUAAAUAAAAAACGUCGGAAACAAGACGAAAAAGGAAAAUACGAAAAGAUGCGGGUACAUGAAAAUGAAUGGGGAUCGCAUCGUAUAAAAAAUAUUCCGAUCAUUUGCCCAGAUUCUUAUCGGUCUCAUGAAGAUUAUAACAACUAUUAUUCAAAACAAACAUAUCGUAAAGGACCACGACUGCCAGAAUGUGAUUUCGAUACAUGAUAAAAGAC